This is a messenger RNA of Dicentrarchus labrax (European seabass), 1279 nucleotides long. RefSeq lists its product as uncharacterized. The transcript is spliced from 9 exons. Lineage: Eukaryota; Metazoa; Chordata; Actinopteri; Moronidae. Bases 228 to 947 code for a protein of 239 amino acids. The record is from RefSeq and is a predicted model, not a curated record.
UGUGUGUGUGUGUGUGUGUGUGUGUGUGUCUUUAAGCCGCUCUAACAGCACAGUGUCUCAGUGUUUGUUCAGUGUCAAUCAGUAAACUUCCAGCAGGAAGAACUUUACAGUAUCUGAACUCAGAGCGACACCACGGACGCAGGAGUCCGUCAGGAUGAUCAAACUGCUGCUGCUUCAUCCUCGCUGAGCUGGACCUCAACAGGAAGUGACAUCACAAAACUAAGAUCAUGGCGGCAGUCGGGGCAGAGGUCACCGGGUCGUGGGUAGUGUCGUCAGGAGUCUUCAGUUUCUUCAUCCUCCUCCUCCUCCUCUCCAUCUUCCUCACAGCUCUGUGCGCCGACUGCAGGAGACAUUCGUUUGAGUUGCGAGAGCCUGAGGACAGAAACCCCUCCAGUCUCGUCCGGGUGGUGAAGCUGGAGGAGGUGAUGGGAGCGAGAGAGAACCCGGCAAUCAACGAGAUCCAAAACGACGAAAAAGGAAACGCAGUCGUCUUCACUCCCUGGAGGAGCCACUUGGAGGCUCCACAGAACCACCAAGAUGUUCAGACCAACGGCAGCGCAGCAGUGAAGACGAAGAGUGAAUAUGAAACUGUUGGAGGGUCAAAUCCUGUAAAGGAAAACCCCGUCCCGUUCACUCCCUGGAGGAGCCACCUGGGGGUGCCACAGAGCCACGAUCUGAACGGCUCCACUCCUCGAGCCUCCGACCACAUCUACCACGACAUCGGAGGAGGGCGGACCAAUGACGAGCCAGGGGAGGAGCGCAGCGCUCGCUCUGCGGCGGCGGAUUUGAGCGAACGCGAAAGGAAUUCAAUGUAUGCACGAGUCAGUAAGAAGGACAGACUGACCACGCCCCCUGUUCAGACACCUGAGGAGGUACAGGUGAAGGAGGAGGAAGAGGAGGAGCCUUCACCUCCACUGCCGGACAGGAUGACACAGCUGGAGGGAUGAUGAUGAUGAUGAUGAAGGACAGACGAGAGACGAUGAAGAAAGGCAGCUAAAAAUUAAAGACUGCCGAUAAAGAACAAGAGAUUAAAGACGGAGGACGUCCCAUAAACUAUAUCUCACCUUAUAUUGAUAUUGAUCGUUUCCAAUCAGCCAUUACAUUUCUGAUUGAUUUCCUUCCUUCCAAACAGCCACAGUUCAUUUCUCUACAAAUUAACUUUCUACAUUUCAUAUGAUUUAUACUUUUUAUAUUUUGUAUAUAAGAGUACUGAACUGCAUUCAGCUGCUUUAUGUGACCUCCGCUGAUAUUUGGUUCAAUAAAGGUUUUGAGACAGAAA